UGAUUAGCAGAUUGAAGAAAUAUUUCUGAAUUCUCGAAAUCCUGCUCCUCCUGGCUUUGCAUCUAAGCCAUGGCCGAGCACGAGCCACUGAACGAGACACUGAGUCAUCCGAAUGGACGGAUAUUGCGAUCUAAUGGGCAUAAUGCACAGCUAGCAUCUAAUGGGAAUGGACAGCUGAGUCACAGCAAUGGCAAGGCGCCUACAAUUCAGGCGAACGGAACACAAACACAACACAUCGAGGCGCCCUGUUGUCGAGACAUACACGGCAAGGAGCCACCGGAUGGCGGUACAAGGGCUUGGCUGGUCAUGAUCAGUGCAUUCCUUUGCAAUGGAGUCAUCUUUGGAUUCAUCAAUACGUACGGGGUGCUGCAUACACUGCUGGCCAGUCGUUUGACGGCAUCAGGAGACACAGAGGCCUCCAGCAAAGCGGCUCUGGUUGGCUCCCUGGCCAUUGGCACCACAUUCCUGUUCUCCACCGUCGCUGGCUGCCUGACUGACAAGAUCGGACUGCGUCUAACCACUUUUGCGGGUGGAGUGCUGACAGCAGGUGGGCUCCUACUUUCUUCCUUCUGCACUGAGAACAUAAGUGCCUUGUACUUUACCUAUGGCAUCAUGUUCGGGCUGGGAGCUGCUCUGGCAUACACUCCCACGUUGGCAAUACUGGGACACUACUUCAAGAGGUAUCUGGGAAAGGUUAGUGGCUUUGUGACGGCAGGCUCCAGUGUGUUCACUGCGAUACUGCCCCCCUGUCUGGAGAGCUCUCUGAAGAGCUAUGGCCUGGAGGCUACCUUAAGGUUAAUGAGUCUGGGCGCUGCAUUUGUGAUACUGUGCUCGUUCGUCUAUAAGCCACUGCACCCGCCACCAGAGCCGCCCAAGAACAAGCCGGGACGUUCUCGAAUCAAUCUCUUCCUUCGCUCCAUUGUGAACGUGGAGAUCUGGAAGCGUACGCGUUAUGUGAUCUGGGCUCUGUGUGUCCCGCUGGCAUUGUUUGGGUACUUUGUGCCCUAUGUCCAUAUGAUGGAGUUCGUGAAGACUGUUUUUCCAGGCAAAGAUGUCAAUCUGCCGGUCAUGUUCAUCGGCAUUACCUCCGGCAUAGGGCGACUUAUUUUUGGCGUGAUCGCCGAUAUGCCAGGUGUGAAUCGCAUGUACUUGCAGCAGCUAUCGCUAGUUUGCAUUGGCUUGAUGACACUAAUGCUACCCUUGACUAGCUCGUAUGGGGUCCUGCUAUUCUUUGCCCUUCUUAUGGGUCUCUUUGACGGUUGUUUUAUUUCCCUUCUGGGACCCAUCGCCUAUGAGAUAUGCGGGCCAUCUGGAGCCACACAAGCCAUUGGAUUCCUGCUAGGUCUGAGUUCUAUUCCCUUGACGCUUGGACCGCCAGUUGCCGGCAUGAUCUUUGACAGCACAGGAUCGUAUACAGUGCCGUUCAUAUUGGCCGGUCUGCCGCCUUUAGUGGGCUCUUCGCUACUGUUCCUUGUUAAGUGUGUGAAGGAUGACCGUGACGCAGUUACCGAAGCGCCCAGAGCUAUAGCCUUGCCCAAUGGUGACAUUGAAACAGCGACAAAUGGUUCCAAAACCCAAACUCCGCUUAUGGGUAUAGCACAAAACGGAGUCAAAUCGCCUGCUCUGAGUAAUGGACACGGCGAUACAACAACUGAGAAACUCAACGACUCCGAAGGAUCGGCGUCCUAGGGGAAACAAAAAAUCGCCGUCGUCUUAUAACUCAAAAAUUCCACAAAAACUUUACCAAUUGAAAAGUUCUGCCAUUUUACAGUUGCUAACCGUGUGUCAUUAUCAACAUUGUCAUUAUUGUCGUCAUCGUCAUCGAGAUCUAGGAAGAGGCAGCUGGCGCAAAUCGAGGUGUUCAUUUUGUUUAAUAACCAACCGCACAUAUCAACUUUAGCGGAGACUCUCAUGUACGUGUACUCCAGGUACACUGCAUCCUAUUUAGGAUUAAGAGAUAAACUAUUUACUUAAGUUUUUUGAAUAAAUUUAACAAAUCUUAAA
Drosophila willistoni is the source of this 2004-nucleotide messenger RNA. RefSeq names its product monocarboxylate transporter 10 (gene kar). The record is from RefSeq and is a predicted model, not a curated record. The transcript is spliced from 6 exons. Gene Ontology annotation, molecular function: monocarboxylic acid transmembrane transporter activity. Gene Ontology annotation, biological process: transmembrane transport. The coding region runs from base 70 to 1689 and encodes 539 amino acids. Lineage: Eukaryota; Metazoa; Arthropoda; Insecta; Diptera; Drosophilidae.